AUGUCUUCCAGUACUAUCUAUAAUCACAGGAGCCUUCAGCCCACUGGCCCUCCCGUACCGGGACCCAGCCAGUCACACUCGCAAGCUAGACUCAACGAAUCCUUUGAUGUCAUUAGGCAAGAGUUUGAUCUUCUGGCGCAGGAAAUGGGGACGAUACGAGCUCAGAGGGAUGACUACGAAAACAAACUGGCGAAUCAAAUUAAUGAGCUGGGCACUUUUCGUCAGCAACUCGUUGAACUAGAGACCAAGCACGCAAAGGUUCGACAGCAAUUUGAAGAUGAACUCAAUCGGGCUCGAAAUGAACUCCAUGUUCUCCGCCAAAGCAUGCCUGGCGGUAUCCCUCCGCAGCCACAAGUUGGUCCUGGUUCGAUCGGCAUUCCUGGGGGCACAGGGCCUGGGCCGGUUAUGCAUAGCGGCGCACCGGCCUCUGCGUUGCCCAACUACAACGAUCCGUACUACCGAGAGCGUGACCGCGAAAGGAUUGCUGACCGAGAGAGGGAGAGGUUAGAGGGAGGGCGUGGAGAGCGUGGGGACAGAGUGGAACGUGACAGAGAACGUGAUAGUAGGGGGGACAGAGAUCGUGGAGGCGCAGACCGAGGAGAGAGAGACCGUGAACGGCUGGCGGACCAGCGAGAUCCCAAACGUCUCAAAGCUGACCGUAUUAAAUCCGAUCGACCAGACCCGUACAGUCCCUCUCUUGGUCAUGGACAAACGCCCAAACUUCAGCAUCCACCAGCUCCUGGAGGUCCCGGUUUGCCUCCUCCAUCCGUCCACGGUCCAUACCCCAAUGCUGGUCCAAGCACCGCUCCUGGUCCUCCUUUGCCUGAUCCUUCCAACCCUCCGGGUGCUCUCGUCCCUUUAGGUCAAAGCGCUGCGAAUAGCUUCCCCGAUGAUCUAGACCCUCAUAAUGUACCCCCCGAAUUCAAAAAAGAAGCCUCCGAUUGGUUCGCAGUAUUCAAUCCAAAAGUGAAACGGGUUCUGGAUGUUAACCUUGUACACACAUUAAUGCACGAAAGUGUCGUGUGUUGUGUUCGCUUCUCCGCCGAUGGCAAGUUUCUUGCCACUGGAUGCAAUCGCACCGCCCAGAUUUUUGACACCAAGACUGGCAUGAAGACCUGUGUCCUCGCGGACGAAGGUGCGGGGAAGGCCGGUGACUUGUACAUCAGGAGUGUCUGCUUCAGCCCGGAUGGUAAAUAUCUUGCCACGGGGGCUGAAGAUAAGCAGAUUAGAAUCUGGGAUAUCGCCAAGCGACGCAUCUGCAUGGUCUUUGAUGGACAUCAGCAAGAAAUCUACUCACUCGACUUCUCGCAUGAUGGUCGAUUGAUCGUCUCAGGUUCCGGGGACAAGACAGCUCGAAUCUGGGACAUGGAACGUGGGACGUCGGUCGUCCUCACAAUCAACGACCCUGAUUCGCUCAACAACGAUGCCGGUGUCACCUCUGUCGCCAUGUCCCCUAGCGGGCACUUCGUUGCUGCUGGCAGUCUUGACACCGUCGUGCGCAUAUGGGAUGUGGCUUCAGGCGCGCUUGUCGAGCGUCUAAAGGGACACCGCGACAGUGUGUACAGCGUGGCGUUCACGCCUGAUGGCAAAGGCUUGGUCAGCGGCAGUCUAGACAAGACGCUGAAAUACUGGGACGUCAGUGAAUUAGUCCCAUCUGGGUUGAAGGGCAAGAAAGAGGGCGCCAAUGGUGGCCCCAUCAAUGGACCCGCGGCAUUCAGGAAGGACGGUGAUAAGACGAGCCCUUGUACAAUGAAUUUCACCGGCCAUAAGGACUACGUCUUGUCCGUGGCCGUGUCCCAUGAUGGGCAAUGGGUGGUCUCUGGAUCGAAAGAUCGGGGUGUACAAUUUUGGGAUUCACGCACAGCAAUUGUACAAUGCAUGCUUCAAGGUCAUAAGAACUCUGUAAUUUCGAUCGAUUUGAGUCCUGCCGGAAGUAUCCUUGCCACGGGCAGUGGCGAUUGGCAGGCAAGAAUAUGGAGCUACACGACGAUAUGA
This is a messenger RNA of Pleurotus ostreatus (oyster mushroom), 1995 nucleotides long. RefSeq names its product general transcription repressor (gene TUP1). Bases 1 to 1995 code for a protein of 664 amino acids. The transcript is spliced from 10 exons. The record is from RefSeq and is a predicted model, not a curated record. Gene Ontology annotation, molecular function: protein binding. NCBI's taxonomy places the organism in Eukaryota, Fungi, Basidiomycota, Agaricomycetes, Agaricales, Pleurotaceae.